AUGUGGGCAACAGCUCUCAGUGUCGCCUUCUGCGUGUGGUACUCUGCGCUGUGGACCGUCUUCCUCCUUGGACUCAACACGGCCAAGAAGCGCUACUCUCGCCUCCCCACCUCCGACCCUCCUCCUGCUCCCGUCGACCCUGCCACGUGCCCGGGCGUGUCCAUCCUGCGGCCCCUCCGCGGCCUCGACUGCAACCUGUACGACAACCUCGAGGCGUCGUUCCGCCAGGACUACCCGCGCUUCGAGCUCGUCUUGUCCGUCGCCGACGAGGCCGACCCGGCCAUCCCGCUCGUGCGCGACCUCCAGCACCGGUACCCGAACGUCGACAGCACGCUCGUCAUCGGCCACGACACGGUCGGCGUCAACCCAAAGAUCAACAACCUCAUCCGCCCGUACCGCCAGGCCAAGUUUGACCUCCUGUGGGUCCUCGACUCGAACGUCCUCACCUCGCCAGAGUGCCUCUCGCGCUCGGUCCCGCUCUUCUCUCCAGGAGGAGACGCCAAGCACCCGGUCGGGCUCGUGCACCACGUCCCGUUCGCCGUCUACCCGGACGCGCUCCUCGGUUCCCGCGUCGAGCAGGUCUACCUCUGCUCGACCCACGCAAAGAUGUACCUCGCCAUCAACCGCGUCGCCGUCGCGUCGUGCGUCACGGGCAAGUCGUGCCUGUACCGCAAGUCGGACCUCGAGCGCGCGUCAGAGCUCAAGCGCGAGCGCGGCAAGUUGCCCCUCCCGCCUCCCGGCGUCACCAACGAGCCGGGCCUCGCCGCGUUCGGCCAGUACCUCGGCGAGGACAACGAGAUUGGCGUCGCGCUGUGGGAGGAGCUCGGCAUGCGCCACGCCAUGGGCAUCGAGGUCGCCGGCAACGCCGUCGGCAGCAUGUCGUUCCAAAAGUUCUUCCGCCGCCGCGUGCGCUGGAUCCGCGUCCGCAAGUACAUGGUCCUCGCGUCGACCCUGGUCGAGCCUCUCACCGAGUCGCUCCUCUCGGGUCUCCUCGGCGCCCUCGCCUUCCACCACCUCUUCCGCCUCCCCUCGUACCUCUUCCUCCCGCUGCACCUCGUCGCCUGGUACCUCGUCGACGCCGCCCUGUACCGCGCGCUCCUCCCCGCGUCCCCAGCACGCUCGACCGUCGCUCGCCCACCAGCGCACGACGGACCCGGCGCGUCGUACCUCGUCGCGUGGUGCGCGCGAGAAGUCCUCGCGCUCCCCGUGUGGGCGUUUGCCAUGCUCGGCGACACGGUGAGCUGGCGCGACGAAGGGCACGUGUACCGCGUGCAGCGAGACGGGAGCGUCAGGGCGCUGCGAGAGGGCGAGCGGGAGGCGUGGGUCGAGAGGGCGUGGGGCGCCGUCGUGAGGAGGUGGGAGGGCAGGAGUGGGAGCGGGUACGUGACGCUGAGCCCGGACGACGUCGAGGGCAGGGCGGCGACUCAUGCCGAGGUGGCCUGAGCGGCAGCGGCGAGGCUUUUCUCCUCUAGACGGCUCUCGUAGAAACCUUUUUGCUAGCAGGACUUGGCUCUCUCGGC
Molecule: messenger RNA, 1520 nt
Organism: Rhodotorula graminis WP1
Lineage: Eukaryota; Fungi; Basidiomycota; Microbotryomycetes; Sporidiobolales; Sporidiobolaceae
Product: glycosyltransferase family 21 protein
Exons: 4
Coding region: 1-1443 (480 amino acids)
Biological process (GO): glucosylceramide biosynthetic process
Cellular component (GO): membrane
Molecular function (GO): ceramide glucosyltransferase activity
Source: RefSeq, a predicted model, not a curated record